Messenger RNA from Lepus europaeus (European hare), 3444 nucleotides. RefSeq names its product roundabout guidance receptor 4 (gene ROBO4). Gene Ontology annotation, molecular function: protein binding. The record is from RefSeq and is a predicted model, not a curated record. The transcript is spliced from 18 exons. NCBI's taxonomy places the organism in Eukaryota, Metazoa, Chordata, Mammalia, Lagomorpha, Leporidae. The coding region runs from base 7 to 3009 and encodes 1000 amino acids.
GCAGCCAUGCGCUCUGGAGGAGUGGGCCUCCCUGGGGCCGGCUGGCCUCUGCCUCUCCUGCUGCGGCUCAUCCUGGGAGCCAUGGCUCAGGACUUCCCGCCCCAGAUCCUGGUCCACCCUGAGGACCAACUAUUCGAGGGCCCUGGCCCUGUCACAAUGAGCUGCCGAGCGUCCGGCCAGCCGCCUCCCACCAUCCGCUGGCUGCUGAAUGGGCAGCCAUUGAGCAUGGUGCCCCCAGACCUACACCACCUGCUACCGGAUGGAACCCUCCAGCUGCUGCGGCCCCCUGCCCGGGGACGAGCCCACGAUGACCAGGCCCUGUCCACCGCCCUGGGUGUCUACACUUGUGAAGCCAGCAAUCAGCUGGGCACCGCAGUCAGUCGGGGAGCUCUGCUGUCUGUGGCUGUACUCCGUGAGGAUUUUCAGAUCCAGCCUCGGGACACGGUGGCUGUGGUGGGUGAGCAGGUGAUUCUGGAGUGUGGGCCCCCCUGGGGCUACCCAGAGCCCAUCGUCUCAUGGUGGAAAGAUGGGAAACCCUUGGCCCUCCGGCCGGGGCAGCACAUGGUUUCCAGGGGCUCCCUGCUGAUGGUGAGAGCAGAGAGGAGCGACGCAGGGAUCUACAUGUGUGUGGCCACCAACAGUGCAGGAAAAAGGGAGAGCCGGGCAGCCAGGGUGUCCAUACAGGAGUCCCAGGACCACAAGGAGCCUCUGCAACUUCUAGCUGUGCGCAUUCAGCUGGAAAACGUGACACUGCUGACCCCAGACCCCACAAAGCGCCCUGAACCUGGGCCUGUUGUGUGGCUCAGCUGGAAGGUGAGCGGCCCUGCUGCACCUGCUCAGUCCUACACGGCCUUGUUCAGGACCCAGACAGCCCCAGGAGGCCAGGGAGCAGCAUGGGCAGAGGCACUGCUGGCCGGAUGGCAGAGCGCAGAGCUUGGGGGCCUCCGGUGGGGCCAAGACUACGAGUUCAAGGUGAGACCGUCCUCCGGCCGGGCUCGAGGCCCCGACAGCAACGUGCUGCUCCUGAGGCUGCCAGAACGAGUGCCCAGUGCUCCACCCCAGGAGGUGACUCUGAAACCUGGCAAUGGCAGUGUCCUUGUGAGCUGGGUCCCACCACCUGCUGAAAACCACAACGGCAUCAUCCGUGGCUACCAGAUCUGGAGCCUGGGCAACACCUCAUUGCCCCCAGCUAACUGGACCGUGGUGAGCGAGCAGACGCAGCUGGAGAUUGCCACCCGAUCGCCAGGCUUCUACUGUGUGCAAGUGGCCGCGGUCACUGGGGCCGGGGCUGGGGAGCCCAGUAGCCCUGUCUGCCUCCUUUUGGAGCAGACCAUGGAGCAAGCCGCCUGGGAACCCAGUGAGCAUAGUUUCUGGACCCUGGAGCAACUGAAGGCCACCUUCACGCGACCAGAGGUCAUCGCCACUGGGGCUGUUGUGUUGUGGUUCCUGCUGCUGGGCAUUGCUGUGUGUAUCCACCGCCGGCGCCGAGCGGGGGUGCACCUGGGCCCAGGUCUGUACAGAUAUACCAGCGAGGAUGCUAUCCUAAAACACAGGAUGGACCACAGUGACUCCCCUUGGUUGGCAGACACCUGGCGAUCCACCUCAGGCUCUCGGGACCUCAGUAGCAGCAGCAGCCUCAACAGCCGGUUGGGAGUGGACCCACGGGACCCACUAGACUGUCGCCGCUCCUUGAUCUCCUGGGACCCCCGAAGCCCCGGGGUGCCCCUGCUUCCAGACACCAGCACGUUUUAUGGCUCCCUCAUCGCUGAGAUGCCCUCCAGUCCCCCAACCCGGCCAAGCCCCCAGACCCCAGCUGCCAGGCGCCUCCCACCCCAGCUGGCCCGGCUCUCCAGCCCCUGGCCCAGCUCAGACAGCCUCUGCAGCCGCAGGGGACUCUCUUCUCCGCGUUUGUCUUUGGCCCCUGCAGAGGUUUGGAAGGCCAAAAAGAAGCAGGAGCUGCACCAAGCUAACAGCUCCCCGCUGCUUCGGGCCAGCCACCCCAUGGAGCGCUGGGCCUGGGAGCUGGGAAACAGGGGCUCCAAGAACCUUUCCCAAAGCCCAGGAGCUGUGCCCCGAGCUCUGGUUGCCUGGCGGGCCCUGGGACCACAGCUCCUCAGCUCCUCGAAUGAGCUGGCCACUCGGCCUCUCCCUCCAGCACCCCUCUCUCCACGUGGAACCCCUCCUCAGAGUCAACAGAGACAGCACUUGUUGGAGCCCCAGGCCGCCUCCUCCGUCCCGUUGCCAGCAGCCCCCAGCCCCAUCCUUGACUCCUCCAGGCCCACCAGCCCCCAGGCCUCUUCCCUCUCUGGUCCCAGCCCAGCUUCCAGUCGCCUGUCCAGCUCCUCACUGUCAUCGCUGGGGGAGGAUCAGGACAGUGUGCUGACCCCUGAGGAGGUAGCCCUGUGCCUGGAGCUCAGUGAGGGCGAGGAGACCCCCAGGAACAGUGUCUCGCCUAUGCCAAGGGCUCCUUCGCCCCCCACCACCUAUGGCUACAUCAGCGUUCCGACAGCCUCAGGGCUGGCAGACAUGGGCAGAGCCAGGGAAGGGAUGGGGUCUGAGGUAGGGGGCUUGUUGUGCCCACCUCGGGCCUGCCUCACACCCACCCCCAGCGAGGGCUCCCUGGCCAAUGGUUGGGGCUCAGCCUCUGAGGACAACGCCCCCAGUGCCAGAGCCAGUUUGGUCAGCUCCUCCGAUGGCUCCUUCCUUGCCGAUGCCCACUUUGCCCGCACCCUGGCAAUGGCUGUGGAAAGCUUUGGUUUUGGUCUGGAGCCCAGGGAGGCAGACUGCGUCUUCACAGAUGUCUCCUUGCCUCCCUCCCCACGGGGCGAUCUCUCCCUGCCCCGGUGGGAGUGGAGGCCAGACUGGUUGGAGGACUUGGAAAUCAACCACAGCCAACGUCUGGGAAGGGGACUGCCUCCCUGGCCCCCUGACUCCCGGCUCGCCUCCCGGAGAAGUCAGCUCAGCUGCCCUGUGCCCACGCCUGGCGUUUCUCCUGUAGACUCCUCCUGACUUGUGUCCCUGCGACUGCCAAGCAGAAUCAGAACCUCCUCUGCAGUCGGCUCCCAAGCUGGCGUGGGGGUCUUGGGCUAUGCAUCUCUGCAGAUGGGAUCCACCUUCCCCAGCCUCCAGGGAGCUCUCCCUCUUGGACUGUGAAAGCAAAUGAAAGCAAAACAAGAUAAAAGCAAAGCUGAACUGGAGUCCUCUGCGCCUGACUCCCAACCACUGCUGUCUCCCCUGUCCCAGCCACUCCCUUGACCAGGGCGUUUCAGGCUUGGCCCUGUUUCCUACUCUCCCCACUGACUUGGGUCACAGGAAAUGGGGGAGCCAGAGGGUCUUCGUGGAGGACAACAGCGCCUGGUAGAGGGCUGUGGAGGUAGUGGCUGAGGGGAGGGAGCUGAGAGAAUGUGGGAUCAAAGCACUCCCGCUGACCGUUGUCACUGUACA